Halichondria panicea is the source of this 519-nucleotide messenger RNA. RefSeq lists its product as uncharacterized. Gene Ontology annotation, molecular function: ATP binding; protein serine/threonine kinase activity. Bases 1 to 519 code for a protein of 172 amino acids. Lineage: Eukaryota; Metazoa; Porifera; Demospongiae; Suberitida; Halichondriidae. The transcript has a single exon. Gene Ontology annotation, biological process: protein phosphorylation. The record is from RefSeq and is a predicted model, not a curated record.
AUGGCUGAGGUGAAGCUCGACGAUCUAGUAGUUCAGGUAGAAGGAUUAGAUCAGGAUGAAAACAAAGCAGGCUCAGGGGCUUAUGGCUAUGUCUUUAGAGUGACUGUGAAUGGAAGACUCUGCAUUGCUAAGAAGCUCCAUAAUAUUUUGCUCCAAGAACCUUCCCAUGGACAGAAGAAGAACAUUGUAGCAAAGUUUCGCAAGGAGUGUUGCAUUUUGAGUGGCUUGGAUCACCCGAAUGUGGUCGGCUUUGUUGGCGUUCAUUACGGCCGUGAUAAGAACGACAUCAGUUUGAUAAUGGAGAGGCUUUAUUCGGACUUGGCUGAUUUCGUUGAAACAAAGCCAGACACGAAUUUCACUACUAGAAUUUGUAUUCUGUAUGAUGUAUCCAAAGGUCUUCGCUACCUUCACUCUCUGACCCCUCCCCUUAUCCAUCGUGACCUCACUGCUCCCAACAUCCUGCUCACUGAGGAUCUCACAUGCCAAGAUCGGAGACUUGGGAAUGUCCAGAUUCAUUGA